This is a messenger RNA of Castor canadensis (American beaver), 4354 nucleotides long. RefSeq names its product non-SMC condensin II complex subunit G2 (gene Ncapg2). Gene Ontology annotation, biological process: mitotic sister chromatid segregation. The record is from RefSeq and is a predicted model, not a curated record. Lineage: Eukaryota; Metazoa; Chordata; Mammalia; Rodentia; Castoridae. Gene Ontology annotation, cellular component: nucleus; condensin complex.
GCCGGUCCCGGGCGAGGCUUGCAAAACAAAUGCUGUUUGAACAGUUUGAUCUGCCAUGGAAAAACGUGAGGCAUUUGUACAAGCUGUGUCUAAGGAGCUGGUUGGAGACUUUCUGCAAUUUCUUCAACUUGAUAAAGAUACUUCUGACCCUUUCAGCCUAAGUGAGUUACUGGAUGAAUUAUCAAGGAAACAGAAGGAAGAAUUAUGGCAAAGGCUAAAGAAUUUAUUAACAGAAACACUGUUAGAAAGCCCAGUGGAUGGGUGGCAGACAGUGCAAGUCCAGGGUGAAGAUGAUAUGGAAUCAGAGCAUGGUCCAAAAAUGAAAAAUAGCAUAGAAAUAAUUCAUGCGAUUACAUCUGUGAUUCUUGCUUCGGUUUCUGUAAUAAGCGAAAGUGCGAAUUAUGAAGCUCUCCUGGAAUGUGCUGUUAUAUUAAAUGGUAUUUUGUAUGCAUUACCUGAAUCUGAACGAAAGCUCCAGAGCUCCAUUCAGGACCUGUGUGUCAGAUGGUGGGAGAAGGGCCUGCCUGCCAAGGAGGACAUGGGGAAGACUGCUUUUAUCAUGCUGCUGAGGAGGAGUCUGGAGACUAAAACAGGUGCAGAUGUUUGUCGGCUCUGGCGCAUUCAUCAGGCUUUGUACUGCUUUGAUCAUGAUUUGGAGGAAAGUAGAGAAAUCAAAGAGAUGCUGCUUGAGUGCUUCAUAAAUGUUAAUUAUAUCAAGAAAGAAGAGGGAAGAAGAUUUCUUAGUUUUCUCUUCAACUGGAAUGUAAACUUUAUUAAAAUGAUCCAUGGGACCAUCAAAAACCAGUUACAAGGAUUACAAAAAUCUUUGAUGACAUACAUUGCGGAAAUUUAUUUCAGAGCUUGGAAAAAGGCUUCAGGGAAAAUAUUGGAGACCAUCGAAAACGACUGCAUCCAGGACUUCAUGUUCCAUGGCAUCCACCUUCCCAGGAGGUCUCCAGUACACUCCAAAGUACGGGAGGUGCUGAGUUUCUUUCACCAUCAAAAAGUCCGUCAGGGAGUGGAAGAGAUGCUGUACAGAUUGUAUAAACCCAUCCUCUGGAGGGGAUUAAAGGCCAGAAACUCUGAAGUUCGAUCAAAUGCUGCGCUGUUGUUCGUUGAAGCAUUUCCUGUUAGAGAUCCAAGCUUCCACGCCAUGGAAAUGGACAGUGAAAUUCAGAAGCAGUUUGAAGAGCUGUAUAGCCUUUUAGAAGAUCCUUAUCCACUGGUCCGUUCCACAGGCGUCCUUGGUGUUUGUAAAAUAACUUGCAAAUACUGGGAAAUGAUGCCGCCAGCCAUCCUCAUUGACCUCCUGAAGAAAGUUACCGGGGAGCUGGCCUUUGACACAAGUUCAGCUGACGUUCGCUGUUCUGUCUUUAAGUGUCUGCCGAUUAUUUUGGAUAACAAAUUGAGCCACCCGUUGUUAGAACAGCUUUUGCUCGCACUCAGAUACAGUCUCCAUGACAAUUCGGAGAAAGUGAGAGUGGCAUUUGUGGACCUGCUGCUGAAAGUCAAAGCUGUGAGAGCUGCAAAGUUUUGGAAAAUAUGUCCAAUGGAGGACAUUCUGGCCCGACUGGAGAUGGAUUCUCGCCCUGUGUCUCGGCGCCUGGUGAGCCUCAUCUUCAAUUCUUUCCUGCCUGUGAACCAGCCGGAGGAGGUGUGGUGUGAACGCUGCGUGGCGCUGAUCCAGAUGAAUCAUGCGGCCGCCAGGAGGUUCUACCAGUAUGCACACGAGCACACCGCCUGCACCAACAUAGCAAAGCUGAUCCACGUCAUUCGUCACUGCCUAAAUGCCUGCGUCCAGAAGGCCCUUCGAGAGCGCCAGGAGUCUCAGGAGGAGCGGGAGAAGGAGAAUGAGAGUGUCCUGGACAAAACACUCUCAGUGAGUGACAGUGCGUCCAUGGCAGGCUUGCUGGAGACCAUUGUGAUUCUCUGGAAGAGUAUCCACAGGAGUCUGGAGAGUAACAAGGAGGCCAAGGUAUACACCAUCAACAAGUUCGCCUCUGUGCUUCCAGAGUACCUGAAGGUCUUCAAGGAUGAGCGCUGCAAGAUCCCUUUGUUCAUGCUAAUGUCCUUCCUGCCAGCAUCCGCUGUCCCUAUGUUCAGCUGUGGUGUGAUUUCCAUCUUGAGGAACCAGGAGGAAGGUGCUGCAGGCAGGAGUUACUGUACCUUGUUGGAUUGUCUUUGCUCCUGGGGACAGGUGGGGCAUGUUCUGGAGCUCAUUGACGACUGGCUACCUGAGGAACGAGGCUGGGCCAAGAGUAACUUACCAUCUAAACGUAAAGUGCAAAUCCAUGACACACGCCCAGUGAAACCUGAAUUAGCAUUAGUGUACAUGGAAUAUUUGCUGACUCAUCCAAAGAAUCGAGAGUGCCUGCUCUCUGCGCCCCGGAAGAAACUUAACCAUCUUCUGAAAGCACUUGAGCUGUCAAAGGCAGAUCUGGAAUCGCUUCUGCAGUCUUCAGGUGGGAAGUCCCCGAACUUCAGCCAGGCAGCCGCCCUGCGUGCCUUCAGUCUUCACUGUCGGCUGAGCAUCCAUGUCCAGCACAAGUUCUGUUCAGAAGGGAAAGUUCAUCUGUCCAUCUUGGAAGACACUGGGCUUUGGUUACAAAGCAAAGUUUUGCCUCUUCUUCGAGACCAAGAAGAAGAGCACCUGAAGUUGCGGAGGGACGCCUAUCAGCAGAUUAUCCAGACCUACCUGACCGUGUGUAAAGACGUUGUCAUGGUUGGCCUUGGAGAUCCUAAGUUUCAGACACAACUGUUACGGCAGAGUCUUGGAGUCAUGCAAGCAGUGAAAGGAUUUUUUUAUGUUUCAUUACUACUUGGCAUUCUGAAAGAGAUAACUGGGAGUUCCAUGAUUCAGAAAAGAGACUCAGACGAAGACGUUACAGCACUGUUUGACACAGUACAGGAAGUGUUUCAGAAAAUGUUGGAGUGCAUUGCACGGAGCUUCAGGACACAACCAGAAGAAGGCCUUCGGCUCCUUUAUUCUGUGCAGAUCCCUCUUCAUGAAUUUAUAACCACUGUCCAGACUUGGCACAAGGACACUCCGGUCCAUCGUGGGGUGCUUUCUACUCUUAUUGCUGCGCCUGUGGUUGAGAUAAGUCACCAGUUGCGAAAGGUUUCUGAUGUAGAAGAGCUGGCCCUACCACAGUGUCUCUCUGACCUCCCGCCUUUUUCAAGGUGUCUGAUAGGAAUAAUAAUGAAGUCUCCCAACGUGAUGAGGUCAGUUUUGGAUGAGCUAAAGUCAUGUGUGAUGUCUGGCGAUAUUGAAGGCAUUGUGUGCCUCACAGCUGUUCUGCAUAUCAUUUUGGUUAUUAACAAAGGUAAACACAGAAGUUCCAAGGUGAAGGAGACUGCAGCCACUGUGCACAGAAAGCUGAAGACAUUCAUGGAGAUAACUCUGGAAGAAGAUAGCAUCGAGAGAUUCCUGUAUGAAUUGUCAAUGAGAACCUUGGGAGAACUUCUGAACUCAUGACCAAGCCACCAUCUUUGGACACGUAUGAAAGGGGAGAAGGACUCACAAAAGUGAAAUGUGUGUGUUUUUUCCUGUGCUUUUAGUUUAAUUUGUUUUUUGGCUAGGCUAAACCUGGAGGUCCCCUGAGUUUGUGAAUGAAGGGGCCCAGCAUGGAGCUUCCCAAAGGUGAAGACUGCAAACAGCACCAGUCCUGCCACUUGACGCACUAUGCCUCGCUUGUAGCCAGCUGAGAGUGGGCAAGAAGCAGAAUUGGAAGACACUGGCGAGGAGUUCAUUCCCCCUGAAAUGAAGAGUGUGCCACUGUGGUAGAAAUAGCCUAGUAACAGGUGCUGGGACAGAGCUGGCCUGUGAUACCCAUUGGUGUGUUGUCUGUUUGGAACUGGCUUCUCUCUGGCCUCUCUGCAGGGCUGCCAUUACUCACACAGGACCUUUGUGCAAAUGAGGAAAGAGAUAUUUCACUGUCAUCUGUUGUGCAUUUGUAACAUACACAGAUCUACAGCUUCUAAUGCAAAAAGUGUCCUUGCAUAGUGGCACUUGUGCAGUGCCGUGCCUUUACAUAUGAACUGAGCCACCACAUCCAGCAGGCAAUAGCCUUCUCCCACUGAAGGUCAUUAUAAGCUCGGAGAGAACAAAUGAAUUUGAGCGUUGCUCUGAACCAUACAUAAAAAGGAAUACAGAGCACUAAUGCAUAGCGCCCCAAAGACAGAAUUGAGCUGAGACCUGUGCUGGAGUUAAUUGCUGCCUAAAGACUGUUGUCCUUCCUGAGGACCAUGGCAGGGACUGGUUGGCCUUGCUCAGUGGAUGCACAUGCACACACAUGGCCCCUUGCCCUGCUUGACCUUUUCCUGUUGACAACUCACGAUUUCUUAAAGGUUUUCC